Molecule: messenger RNA, 1090 nt
Organism: Ciona intestinalis (vase tunicate)
Lineage: Eukaryota; Metazoa; Chordata; Ascidiacea; Phlebobranchia; Cionidae
Product: SH3 domain-binding glutamic acid-rich-like protein 2
Cellular component (GO): cytoplasm
Source: RefSeq, a predicted model, not a curated record
UUCAGGUGAUUUUAUGUUUUGCUUUUUUGCACAUACUUAAAAAUGGGCAUUGUAGUAUAUACGACCUCCUGUUAUACCAAAACACACAUAAGAGAUCAACAGAUCAAAGUUCUUCAGUUCAUUGAGGUGAAUAAUAUCGAUGCCGAAAUCAUUGACCUCACCAUGAAUACAUCUGCAAGGGAUAUAAUGAUAGAAAACAUGCCAAAGGAAAAAACGAAAGAUGGAGCUCAAAUAUUGCCUCCACAGAUUUUUAGCAAUGAUGAAUACUGUGGAGAUUAUGAAGAAUUUUUUCUUGCUAUGGAAAAUAUGACACCAUUUUCUUUCUUCAAGCUUGAUCCCCCUCCAGGUUCUUUUGAGGAAAAACUAAUUGCGAAACGUAAAAACGCUGCAUAAUUUUGAGCUACUAGAGAAAUGCGACAACUGUAUUUAAACAUCUCAAAACUGCGGAAUGAGGAAACUGUUUUUGUCGAUUAAGCACCUUUUAUUUUAAUUAGCAUGUGAAGAACACGAUUGUUUUCUUAGAAUGUUAUGAUAUGACUGCUGCUGUUGUAUAGGGCAGUUACAGUCCAUGAAAUUCACCAAAGUAGAAAAAAUGCUGCUGUAUUAGUACGUAAGUUGUUUAAAAAAUACAUUUUUAUUACUCUUGACUAUGAUGUAUAAAAAACAUUCAGCAAAUUUUCUUUGGUAGUUUGAGCUUCAUGGUGCAGUUAAGAGUUAAGACUAUUAUGAUUUACAGUGUUGUAAAGUAAUAAUGCAUUGUGCUAGCAAUUUCUUUAGAUUUGCACUAUACUGAAUGAGUGUACAUUAAUGUUGCAUAUUAUCUGUUUGUUCAUUGUGUGUUUCUAACUGUCAUUGUGGUAAAACUUGUUAAGUGUCGAGUGUCCACCUACCAAGGUCACCUUGAAUAUGUAUAUCUAGGGUUCUGACCUUUGGUUAAUUGUCUAAUUGUGUCAGUUAUCUUAAUCUGUAUGUGCCAAUUGAUUUCAUAUUCAUUGUAUCAGCAUUUAUUCUUUAAAGCUGUGCUCUUCCCAUUUGUUGUCUAAAUUUUGCGAAACUUUGAACUCUUGUUCAUUUUUUCUGUUAUUUUUUU